UUUCAUCAUCUGUUGACUACCAUUGUUGGUGUACGAGUUACUCCCCUUUAAAUGGCGCGGACUAUAUAUAAGCCUUAGUAUCUGAGUUGACAUAUUGUUUGAAAAUGUCACAGCCCGGCAGUGUUGGGCAGACCGCCCACGCCGUAUUCCUCUCACAGCAGCCUUCCCUCCAUCCAGUACUACAGCAGAUACAGCAGCUGCGCGAAACAUUUGCAGAGCCCCCAGUGACUAGGGCAACCCCAAGUGAAGAUGUUCAAGUGCUGGAGCCACCGGCCUCAAACGUGGAUGAUGAACAUGGGCAGAAUGAGACCAUUAGUGCAGAGGUAUUUUCGUCUUAUCUACAUCGUGAGGUUCUGGCAGGAUGUAAACCCCACCCUGGCGAUAUAGUUGAAGCUGGGCCCCUAGCUGCGAUAACUCCACCAGACGUACACUACCCUCUAGCAGACUCACUGCCCGCAGAGAUCAUUCAGGGGGGAAAACUGAGCAGUCUCCAGCUGGAAGGCGUUAUACAGGCAUGCCAAAGACAUCAAAUGCUGUUACCAGAUGGACAGAGAGCGGGGUUCUUUAUUGGGGACGCAGCGGGGGUGGGGAAGGGUCGACAGAUAGCGGGUGUCAUACUGGACAACUUUGCACGAGGAAGAACAAAAAGCAUCUGGUUCACAAUAUCAACAGACCUUAUAGUGGACACAAGAAGGGACUUGGGAGAUCUGGGCUGCUACAUCCGGGUGAUAGAUGGCUGCCAGGAGCUGGAUAAACACACACGGGUUCUGGGUCUACCCUCUGACUUCAAGGACGGGGUUGUGUUCAGCACGUACUCUACACUUGUCUCCACAGUGCAGAAAGGUGCAGGCCGACAAACGAGACUACAGCAACUCGUUGAUUGGUGUGGCAGGGAGGAGUUUGACGGAUGUCUCAUCUUUGACGAGUGUCACAAGGCGAAAAACUUUGUACCAGGGAAAGAGCAGGCCAGCACAAAAGUUGCAUUAGCAGUAACAAGCAUACAAAGAAUGCUUCCCAAGGCGAGAGUUCUGUACUGCAGUGCUACAGGGGUCUCCGAUGUGAAGAACAUGGCGUUCAUGGAGAGGCUUGGUUUGUGGGGAGAAGGGGCGCCAUACAACAACUUUGAACAGUUUCUUGUCUCCGUGCAGAAAAAGGGCCUUGGUAUGGCUGAGAUUCUGGCAAUGGAGAUGAAGUCUGCUGGCAUGUAUCUGUCGAGAGGGCUCAGCUAUAAACAGGCAGAGUUUGUAACAGUCGAAGCCCCCCUCACCAAAGAUCAGAAGAAGGUUUAUGACAUGGCUGUUCAUCUCUGGACCGAGCUAAGGAAGGCACUAGAGUCGGCCUUGGUCAGGACAGGAAGCUCAAACCAGCGUGUAUGGCAGCAGUUUUGGUCAUGUCAUCAACGAUUCUUCAAACAGCUCUGUUUGGGUAUGAAAGUUCCUACAAUUAUUUCUGAAGCACGUCAAGCCCUGGCCAGUGGACAGUGUAUUGUUAUUGGCCUACAGACUACAGGAGAGGCCAGUUUGGACAGUGAAUUAGAGCGAGGCAAGGGCCAGGUGGUCGGGUUUAUGUCGCUGUGUCGGGAAAUUCUUCAGAGAUUCAUCUCGACACAUUUCCCCACUCGCCUUCCUCCAACGAAAGAAGGGGAGGUUGUUGAGGAUAAGUGGUGUGUGACAGCCAGAAACAUGCUACAGGACUUCACCAAGAGAGUCUCCCUUCCUGACAGUCCACUGGAUGAGAUCAUUGACAAACUAGGGGGACCCAGUCAGGUAGCAGAAAUGACCGGGCGGAAGGGACGGAUUGUCAGACAUUCGCCUAGUGACAGCCCAAGAUACGAGCCCAGAACCCCAGACAAUGAUGCCUAUGGGGCCAUAGACAGUCUCAAUGUCCAGGAGCGUAACCACUUCAUGUCUGGCAAGAAGCUAGUAGCGAUUAUCUCGGACGCUGCAAGUACGGGAAUCUCUCUGCACUCAGACCUCCGUGUAGGGAACCAGUGUAGACGUGUUCACCUGACUGUGGAGCUGCCGUGGAGUGCAGACAAGGCCGUACAACAACUGGGCCGCUCACAUAGAUCCAAUCAGUCCAGUGGUCCUCUGUACAAGCUGUUGACCACAAACCUGGGAGGGGAGAGGAGGUUUGCAGCAGCCGUUGCCAGGAGACUACAGUCCCUAGGAGCCCUGACAAAGGGUGACCGGCGUGCAGCUACAGGGGCCGACCUCUCAGAGUUCAAUUUUGACACAGCAUACGGAAGGAACGCCUUACGUCUCAUGUACCAGCAUAUUUGUCAGAAGAAGCUGGUUCCUGGUAUAUCCCUGGCCAAGCUGACGGACAAGUAUGACAUUGAAAACUUCCACAUUCUCAUGCAGGAAAGCCUGGUGUUGAUGGGCCUGGUGGACAUUGAGAUGAUGAGGAAUGGCCUCGUGUUGAAGGAUCGAGAUACCAGCGAUGUUUCCAAGUUCCUCAACAGAAUCUUGGGGUUGCAUGUGGAGAAACAGAACAUGAUAUUCACAUACUUCACGGAGAGCAUGAAAUUGAUCAUACAGAAUGCAAAGAAAGAAGGAAGGUACAAUGAGGGAAUGCUGGACAUCACUGCUGCCAGUGUUGAAAUGGUUGGAACCCCGAGAGAGAUCUUUACCCUCUUUAACAAGGGACACACAUCUACCAGGUUGGUUGAACUGAACGUGGACCGGGGUAUGAGCUGGGAGCAGGCUGUAACAAGAGCAGACAACUACUCCGGGAAAUAUGACAGUUUCUACGUUUCAAGGCGGGACGUUUGGGGACGGAAACUGUUCAUUCUAGCUACACAGAAGGAGGGCUCCACCCACUUGUUCAGGAUUGCAAGACCAAACACCGGCCUGUCUUACAUGGAUGAGGAGAGGACAGAUCUUCUGCACAGGUACCUCCCCAUAGACAGGGAAAAAGCAGAGAAGGGUUGGCGUGAGCAGUAUGAAGUGACAAUGAACAGUUGUGUGCAUGGAUCCCACUGUAAAAACAAGGACUUCUGCAAGGUGGGCAGCCGAUGCUACAGCCUGCAUCUACUGUGUGGAAGUAUUGUGACCUUCAUGAGCACACUGGAGGCUGUCCUCAACAGGAAUGCCCUCAAACUGAACCUAAGUAAGACUGAGUCCUCCAUCCGCGUGGUCCGUGUCAAAUGUAACGAUGGAACAAGAGUAGUCGGUGUUAGAUACCCGCAGCUACUCAUUUCGGAAGUUGAGGCGUCACUUAGGGAACAACGUGUCAUGGAAACCCUUCAACAAACUCAACUGAAGUUUGGCCAGUCUGGCAAUGUUCUACAGCCUGGUGCACAGGCCACUAUGCCUUUUGUUGUACAUCCGAGUCAAGCCCAGUACAGUCUCAUUAUAGGCUCACAGAGCCCAAGAAUAGUACCCAAUAUGCUGGACAUGAGCAUGUCUCAGCCCGUUGGUGGUGCUCAGUCUGUCAGUGCUUUGCCUGCUUCUCAGCCAUUGAACACAUCAGAUCUUGGAGCAAUGAAUGCUUCUUCUCCUGUAUUCUCAGAUGGAUUGAAUUCUGCAAACUCAAGAAUAUCUUUAAAUUCUUCAUCAAGUGCUGCUCCUGGUGAACCAUGUGCUAAAUCUAGUGCAUCUGAUGCUUUGCAUGAUGAGGUCAAACAACUUGCUGAUAAUGCUAAUGCUAAACAGACUGUCAAGUUUAGGGGUGGCUCUGUGACUGAAGAAGUAUCUCCAGUGAGCAAAAAGUGCCUUGCUAAGGCAUUGAACCCUCCAGUGACAAUCAAAAACUUCUUUAAACCAAAGGUUAAGGCAGAGUCAAGCAACAGCAGAGGAAACUGUGAUCAAGAUGAAGAAGUUAAAGAGAGAGAAGUUAAGGAAGAUGGCCAAGCAGGUGUUGGUGAGAAGGUUAUAGUAAGUGAAAUGUCAUAUGAACAGUUUCUUGACAGUGGAUCUGAUUCAAAAGCUGUGAUAAGAAAACCUGAAGGUGAGACUGAAUUAGAAGCUCAUGAUGAACAUCAUAAGGCAAAGGCAACCGGAAAUGUGACUUUAAAGGAAGAAGAAAAUGGAAGUGAGAAUGUGUUUACCCAACUUGCAGAACAUAGUAAGGCACAAGAUAUUUUAAACCCUGAUGCAAAAGGAGAAGGAAAUAGGGGAUUUAACAAAGAGAAUACUCCAACAUCACUCUCUAGGAAACGAGCAUUGGGAGAUCCAACCUCUUCUUCCCAGCCAAGGAAGAAGGCCAAACAAGCCACACUGUUCUCAACCUUCGAGAAAAUGGCGAGCAAGAAGAUUGUAGAGGAACAAAAAGAACAGACUUGCCCUAUCUGUCAAAAAGUAUUUGAAAAAAGUGUCUCCAAUGCUGAACUUAACAACCAUAUAGACAACUGUAUAAUAGAAUAAGCCAUCAUGUUCUUGUAGUGAGUGAUAGCAAUGAUGCUAGAUAUUUUUAAAAAAAGCUUAUAUUAUAUUGUUGGUUUGAAUUAAAAACAACACUCACUUUUUCCAAUGCAAUGAUCUGAGUUUACAAAGUGCAUGUACUAUAUCAUCACCUGCCCAGCAGGGCAGCUCAUUGGGACUACUAUGUUUGGUGUCAUUUUUCGCGUGGUCUUACUCUGUUUGGGUGUACAGUAUAUAAUAUCCGUAUGCGAAUUGGUCAUGGUCUGUAGUAGUCAUGACAAACAUGGCUAUAAUAGCUAUUUUAUAUGCUGACUGGUUGCCAUUUAUAGUCCUGACGUUAUGGGUCAUUAAAUAACCUUGACAUGAGGCAUUCAAAAUAUCUGCCCUUACCUGACCGUGUUGGAGCUAUCUGGUUUAAUUGGUGUUCAAUUAACAUUUAUGAAGUGUUAUGCCUAGAUUACACAUUUAUCUUACCGGCAAAGGUGUUUUGGAUGGUAAAUAUAUUGUACAUUUCCAUCAAUGUCAGAAUUUGGCCUGGAAAGAGUUGAGUUAAAAAGAGCAACAGUCUUAGACUUGAUGGGAGCCUGAUGCUCAAAGAAAAGUCUGAGAAGCUUGGACAGAAUAUUACCUCUAUUGCAUUUUUGGUUCAUUACUUCAGACAGGUGUCCUUUCCAAUUUACGGUGUUCCUGUUAUAUUAUAUGCCUUUGCUCUUAAUCUGUUAACUAUCAUGACAAAUAUACAGAACCAUACAUGUAGAUGUGAUAUGGAAGUAUGUGUUGUUGAUAAAAAAUUAUCGAACAUUUUUGUUUACAGUCCAUUAAAAGUCAUACAUUGUGAGGAU
This is a messenger RNA of Mya arenaria, 5206 nucleotides long. Its product is annotated as protein strawberry notch homolog 1-like. Gene Ontology annotation, molecular function: histone binding; chromatin DNA binding. Bases 105 to 4367 code for a protein of 1420 amino acids. NCBI's taxonomy places the organism in Eukaryota, Metazoa, Mollusca, Bivalvia, Myida, Myidae. The record is from RefSeq and is a predicted model, not a curated record. The transcript has 32 exons. Gene Ontology annotation, biological process: regulation of DNA-templated transcription. Gene Ontology annotation, cellular component: nucleus.